GCCAACCCCUUCUACCACCGCUACCGGGACAAGAUCCAGCAACUGCGCAGGUCUGACCCAGCUGCUUUUGAGUCGCGCCUGGAGAAGCGCAGUGAGUUUCGAAAGCAGCCAGUGGGGUACUCUAAGCAAGGUGAUUUCAUCAAAUGUAUGGAGCAGAAGACAGAUGCCUUGGAGAAACAGCCUAUGAGCAAAGGAUUCACUAAAAACAAGACUCUCAGUUCAAUUUUUAACAUUGAGAUGGUGAAAGACAAAACUGCAGAAGAAAUAAAACAGAUUUGGCAGCAGUAUUUUGCAGCAAAAGAUACAGUCUAUGCAGUCAUUCCUAAAGAGAAGUUUGAUUUGAUUUGGAACCGGGCUCAGACCUGUCCAACAUUUCUGUGUGCACUGCCAAGAAGGGAAGGUUAUGAGUUCUUUGUUGGACAAUGGACAGGUACUGAACUUCACUUCACUGCACUUAUAAAUAUUCAGACCCGAGGGGAUGCCGCAGCCAGCCAGUUGAUUUUAUAUCACUACCCUGAACUUAAGGAAGAAAAGGGCAUAGUGCUGAUGACAGCAGAAAUGGAUGCCACAUUUCUGAAUGUUACUGAGGCACAGUGCAUCGCCAAUCAAGUUCAGCUCUUCUAUGCCACAGAUCGUAAAGAGACCUAUGGGCUAGUAGAGACAUUUAACUUCAGACCAAAUGAGUUCAAAUAUAUGUCUGUCAUCGCUGAAUUGGAGCAAAGUGGACUUGGAGCAGAACUGAAAUGUACCCAGAACCAAGAUAAGACUUAGAACUAUAAAGGUUAGCCCUUCACAGAGUCAGCUCAGCCCCGGAUAGUGUAGAAAUCUCCCCUCCCAACUCAAGAGCUCAGCAUCUGUAAUGAGCAGUCUGUAUUGAGUUGCCCUUUGUGCUUACUGAAAGAAGUGAUCAUGGAGGGGCCGGGGAUUUAGCUCAGUGAUGCUGCCACCUGCCUUGCAAGCACAAGGUCCUGAGUUAAAUCCCUGAUACCAAAAAAACAAACAAAGAAGUAAUAAUGGAGAUGAGCCUUAAUACUUGAUAUUCAGGAGUAAAGGUACCCACAUAUUCUGAUAAUUACCUCUCAGUAUACUUGAGGUUUCCUUUUAAAUGUUUCUGGUCAAGAGUCAGCCAGGGAUCUGCAGAACUGUUCAUUUGACUUUCUAUAAUAUAGCAGUGCAGUUGCAUUUUGGCUGUUUUGACCAUAUAGCUUCCAGUUCUACAUCGUUAUAAACUUGAGACAGAAUAAUGUUAGAAGUCCUGCAGUAGUUAGAUGUGGGCUUUAUGAAAUCUUCCCAUGUGCCAAUCAGCUGGCCAAAGGCAUAAACCCAAUAUCCUGUUUAGACUCUAGAACAACAAGAUAUUCCCAUCAGGAUAAAGUCUUCAUCUAGAUGCCCCCC
This is a messenger RNA of Fukomys damarensis (Damara mole-rat), 1395 nucleotides long. It is a transcript of the gene Atpaf1, whose product is annotated as ATP synthase mitochondrial F1 complex assembly factor 1. The transcript has 9 exons. Gene Ontology annotation, biological process: mitochondrial proton-transporting ATP synthase complex assembly. The annotation marks the transcript as partial. The record is from RefSeq and is a predicted model, not a curated record. Gene Ontology annotation, cellular component: mitochondrion. Lineage: Eukaryota; Metazoa; Chordata; Mammalia; Rodentia; Bathyergidae.